Messenger RNA from Coffea eugenioides, 1624 nucleotides. RefSeq lists its product as uncharacterized. The record is from RefSeq and is a predicted model, not a curated record. Bases 340 to 1125 code for a protein of 261 amino acids. Lineage: Eukaryota; Viridiplantae; Streptophyta; Magnoliopsida; Gentianales; Rubiaceae. The transcript is spliced from 7 exons.
AAUCAAGCGUGAGGAUGCACAAAGCCACCAAUUUUGGUCCAGAAUUGAGAGUUGUCAUCUUUGUACAAUCCCUUUCGAAAAUUCUUCGAAUCCAUUAACUAUUAUCCCAACACCCACAAUAAAUUUCAUUCCAAUUCUUGGUUGACAUUUCCUAGAACCAAAUGCCCCUGCCCCCUGAAGAAAAAAAAUCCCAUGAGGCUGCAGAUAUGCCAAAGUUUGUUCAAAUAUACAUAACACCCCGCUGUAGUUUGAACAAUCACAUUCACCUCCCUUUUGGUUUUACAAAUAAUCUCUUCAAUUCAAUUGAAUCAGAAAACAAAAGAAACAUAGGAGUUUUGAAUGGAGGUGGUCGCGAAGCUGCCGGAAAUUCUCAGCGUUUUUGAGUCUUCUCUUUCCCAAAUUAAAUGGAAGCUGCGUCCUUCUGCAAAGCGUCGGCUCGAGACAGAUGUUUUGGCAUUGAUCACGGAGAUGAGGCCAGUUGUAAUGGUAGAUUAUGGUGGAAAGAUGCCUGAAUUGCAAGAACAGCUUUGUUCUUUUCUUGACAGCUGCCAAAAGGAGUCACCUGUUUUUGAGCUUCUGAAAGUCAUGGUUAUAGAGGAUAUGAUAUAUUUUAUUCAUGCAAGAGCACUUGCAGAAUUUGUAAAGUCAAGUUUAAAUUUGGAAACAGAAGUGGUUCUCAUUGAUGUUGAACAGGAUCCUCCAAAGAUGAUGGCACAAAAUUAUAAAAGCUCUGCAGCUGCAGAAUUUCUAUCAAUUCAGAAGAAGUUUUAUUCUCUCUUUCAUUCGAAUCCAGUGAAAAGGGAUCUCUUGCAAUGUGAAGGGACUGAAACAAGGACUGGUACUGGGACCUCCAACUCCACUGGGGUAAUUGAUCUCAGCAGCUGGAUUCAGGAAACUGAGGUCACAAUUCCAGCCAUUAAUGGAUGGCUUCUUGGUUAUCCAGUGGUAUACUUGUUCUGCAAGGAACAUAUUGAGGACGCUGUAUGUAACCUCUCCACCAAGUCCCUAAAUCUAUAUCAAAUUUUUGUUAGCAGGAGUGGGAUACCUAGUAGAGGAGCUCAAUGUGAAGAAUUAAUGAGAGAUGCCAAACUACUAGCUCCAUUCAGCCUCUGCAAGUCACCUUAAAGAAACUGAAGACUUGUAAACUACAGUGUUACUUUUGACAAAUAUAGCCUCCUUGAACACUGCAAUUGAUUGAUCAACUUGUGAGCAUUCAUGAGUGAUAACAUGGCCUCCGUCCCUUGACUAAAUUUUGAGUUGCUCAUUUCUGCUUCUGUUUUUGUAACAAGUCAUUGAAAUAAAAUGACAUCUGAAUAAUGUAAACAGGUUCAUGUAACAUUGAUUCCCUGAAAUAGGAAUAAAAUAGCAACUAAGAUAAGGGUUGAAGGCGGGGGAUCCAAUAACAGCUACAAGAUUUUCUAGUGAGCAAAAGUUAUAGAAGUUACUCUUGGUAUUUCUUCUUGUUGCUUCAGCAAUUGUUACCUUGCAUAGAAAGUAGUUCUUGGUGAGCUUGCUGUGGAACGAAUCAUAAGAGUGAUUUUUAUGAGUUUUAAAUUAUCUGCAAAAAAACCGUUAAGCUUUGGUUUCAAUAUGAGUUUGUUAUGGCAUCACUUAAUUGUCACUC